CGUGCGCCUACCCAGUAGGGAGGUUGACGAGGAAUGGCCGGGAGAGCGGCAGAUGGUCGUGAUUCGACACGAAGUCCAGUCGCGGUCCCCCCACAGAACGGCAACGCAGACGACGGUGAGGAACGUACUUCUUCUGUGCCGCCGUCACAACUAGGAGGUGGCCCGCGUGCCGGUGGACGUGUCCACGAGCUGCCCUCAGCCUUCCAAGUUGCUGCAACAGAUUCUAGACGCAGCCGCUAGUGACAACGCGUCGGAUUCGGUCGUUUGUUUGGUUUCCUUAUUCUCCUCCAAAACAGAUUUGUCUUUAGCACCAAAAAACAAACAAAGACACACGAUCGCAUCGGAAAAGGUAAAAACGAG
Molecule: messenger RNA, 360 nt
Organism: Amoebophrya sp. A120
Lineage: Eukaryota; Dinophyceae; Syndiniales; Amoebophryaceae
Source: the annotation of a GenBank genome assembly